Molecule: messenger RNA, 896 nt
Organism: Thrips palmi
Lineage: Eukaryota; Metazoa; Arthropoda; Insecta; Thysanoptera; Thripidae
Exons: 6
Coding region: 45-722 (225 amino acids)
Source: RefSeq, a predicted model, not a curated record
AAUUCACUAGCGUGGAGCUGUUGACGGGAACCGGCACCAUCACAAUGAGAAGCAGUCCCGUGGCCGCCUGUUCUCGACUCUUUGUCAGUUGCAUCCCGGGACCUGCACUCGAAAAGGCAAUGUGCAAGAGGAUGGCAGCAAUGGAGAAAUCUUUUCGAACCUUCAUCUUCAAUGCGUUUGUCAUCUAUUUCGUUGUCCUCUACUUCGGUGUUCAUGGAAAGACAAUUAACUCCUACGCGGGGCCAUGGAAUGUUGUCGUUGAAAAGAUGUAUGACUGCGGGGCGAAACACAACUGGUCAGUGAGUAUGAGGUUCUCUCACUACAACCCUGCCAGGCAUUCAGAAUUGCAACACGCACGAGGUUGGUUCAACGCCACUACUCCCAUGACAGACGACACAUGGAUGCAUGUAGCUUUAGACGCUUGGAGCAACAACAUGUGGAAGGAAAACGCAUUCGUAUUUAAGUUCAGCAACCAUGGAUGUUCGGUAGCCUGGAAGUACGUGCCGGAUGUCUUGCAGCACUUUUUCCCCGGGGCCAGACACACUUCACCGUGCAUACCCGUGGGUUUAUACGAAACCGACGCACCCGUGCGUUGGUCGGUGCCCUCCAUUCCCGUCAUGGUCUACGGACAAUACCGCUACCGAAUGUCAUCAGGUUACCUGCAGCAGCCAGCGGAGGCUAUCAUCUGCAUCGAGGGCCGUGUCAUUCCGAAGACGUAUUAGAAACGCAGCUUUCGUUGGCGUAGUCCAACCAUCGAUAUUUUACGAAUUGCACUCUCGCCGUGGAUCAGCCUUCCAUGGACGCCUCCCUGGCCGCGGCCGCCCGCAUCUGCGCGCACCCUCCGCAUACUCCGCAGCCCAGCGUCGCGGAAGCCGAAUUGAAAAGAAAAAUGUCGC